Musa acuminata AAA Group (dessert banana) is the source of this 1161-nucleotide messenger RNA. RefSeq lists its product as uncharacterized. Lineage: Eukaryota; Viridiplantae; Streptophyta; Magnoliopsida; Zingiberales; Musaceae. The transcript has 4 exons. The coding region runs from base 199 to 945 and encodes 248 amino acids. The record is from RefSeq and is a predicted model, not a curated record.
GAUUCAUAACGCAGGGGAAGACGACGGGGGCGGCCGAGAAGAAAGGAGAGAAGGAAGAGAGGGCAUUUAGGGUUUCUUCGAUCUGAUCUGAGCCUCUUUCUGCCUCUCUCUCUCUCCCCCCCUCCCCACCCUGUUCUUCCCCAUCAAUUCCCCUCUCGGGCAUCCACGUUCACGCUGUUUCGUUCAUAGGAGAGGUAGAUGGGGAGGGACACCAAGUUGACGCUGUCGAGAUGGGAGGUGGCUGCGGCCGCUGGGGUGGUGGCGAGCUUCGGGAUGGGCUUGGUGGCCGUGUGCCUUUCGAUGCCUGCCUCCGACUACAGCUUCCUCAAAUUGCCUCGCACGCUCGAGGACAUCCAGGACUUGAGGGAUAAUCUUGAGAGUUACACAACUGACUACACCAUACAGGUUUUGGUUGGCUACUGUACCGUCUACAUCUUUAUGCAGACUUUCAUGAUUCCAGGGACCAUUUUUAUGUCCCUCCUUGCUGGAUCCCUGUUUGGAGUUUUGCAAGGUGUAGCUUUAGUUGUUUUUGCCGCUACAGCCGGUGCCUCUUCAUGUUAUUUCCUGUCAUAUUUGAUAGGGAAGCCCCUGGUCUUCUCCUUGUGGCCAGACAAGCUGAGUUACUUCCAAGAACAGGUUGCCCAAAGAAGAGAGAAGCUGUUGAACUACAUGCUCUUUCUCAGAGUCACCCCAACACUGCCAAACACUUUCAUCAAUGUUGCUUCACCCAUAGUGGAUGUGCCAUACCGCAUAUUCUUCAUGGCAACUAUCAUUGGACUCAUCCCAGCUGCUUACGUGACAGUCAGGGCUGGAAUUGCUCUUGGGGAGUUGAGAUCUGUGGCCGACCUUUAUGAUUUCCAAGCAAUAGCGACACUGUUCCUUAUAGGGAUUGUUUCAGUGACACCCACACUGAUAAGCAAAAAUCAUACGGUAGAGAAUGCUUAGGAAAGAACUUAAAGCUGACAAUGGUUAUGGAGUUACUCACGUUGUUGCUGGACCGACCAAACUGACCUAAAGUUUCCGAAAAAAUGGCAGGUAUUCUACAUCGUUGACCAAAUCCUCUGUUGUAAUAGGUGGCUGACAUCUGAAGAAGCAUAUACAAGAUAUGUAAAUACAUUCAGUUCAAUGUAACUCUUAUAUUUCAAUGGAUUUGAUUUUUCA